GGCGGAGGCGGCGGGGGACGCCGACGAGACGACGACUUUGCCUCCACGCCCAGCCUCGCCACCUGGGCCUCGCCCGCCGGCGCCGCACGAGGUCGAGAUGAAGAAGCAAGUGGGGAGAAGACGGGGCGAGGCUGGGCGUCCAGCACAAAUCUCAGCUCUAUUGAUACAUCAAAGAAAGACACAUUCUCUACAGGGAACAAAACGACCACAACGUGGACGUCAACGCCCGACCUGGCGAACGACAGUGAUACAACCACCGCGGUGACCGUCAGCCUUAAGCUGCCUAAACGACGGAACACGGGGCCUCUGCCCUCCAUCGACACCGGUCAGAAUAUUACAGACACAGUAUCGAUUCGCCGACCGUCACCAUCGCCACCGCCCACCGCCGCCGCAACCAUCACCAUCAACAAGAACGAUUCGCUCGCAGAACGUGUCCGAAAGAUGCAACUAAUAAAGUCGCAGAAUAGCUUUGAGAAGGAGUCUAGUAUAGAGAAAGAAAGAGAAAGACGGAGUACGUCACGAAGUAAAGAGGAAGAGAAAACGGUUAAACUAAAAGAAGAACGAGCGUCUGCUAAGGACGAUGUUAAUUUCUUAAUUCAGGUAAAGAAUUCCAGAAACACUUCGUCAAAUUCUAAACCUCCUAUAAGAGGUGGCCCAGCUCGAGACAAGGAGGAGACAUCAGACGACGACACAAGUACUGCUGGCACUAUUACCACAGAUACCACGCUAGUUGAUGCUAACAUUAAAGAUUAUCAGGACCAAAUAGAAAAUUUAAAACAAGAAGUGGACCUUCUAAGAAAGAGAUGCGAAAGAGUGGAAAAAGAAAAAAGUGACAUACUACUUCGAAGAUUAGCAAAUAUAGAUACCGCUAAUAAAUACACUUCAGGCAGAUCGUCUGAGGUUCUAAAGUUGCAACAAAAAGUUAACGAACUGACGACACAAAAUGAAGACUUGAGAGAUGAGAAAAAACAUCUUGCACUUAGAGUAAGAGAAGUAGAAGCAGAGCUAGAGUCACGUCCGUCAGUAGAAGCUCAAACAAAACAGAUCGAGCAGUUACGCUCGAAAUUGUUAGCGGCAGAAACGUUAUGCGAAGAGUUAAUGGAUGAAAAUGAGGAUAUGAAAAAAGAACUGAGAGAACUCGAAGAGGAGAUUGAAGAAAUGCAAGAUAACUUCAGGGAAGACCAAGCUGAUGAAUAUUCGUCGCUGAGAAGAGAAUUAGAACAAACAAUUAAGAACUGUAGAGUUUUGUCAUUUAAAUUAAAGAAGACUGAAAGAAGAGCUGAGCAGUUAGAAAUAGAGAAAGCUGAACAGGAAAAGAAGCUAUUGGAGAUAGUCGGUGGUCAAGAUGGAAUGCAGCGCGAGAACCGCAUCAAGGAGUUGGAGCAGGAAGUGGCGCGCUCCACGGAGGUGUCGCUGCGGCUGCAGCGCGACCUGGCGGAUGCCAACGCCAAGCUGGCGGCGGUGUCCGGAGCCCCGCCCGCCAAUCUCAAGAAACACACGCCUCCCGCUGACGGCAAGGUGUCGCGGUCAUCACUAACGCGAGGUGGUAGCCAAGAGGACCCCGCGCAACUGCUGCGGGACUUACAGGACUCGCUGGAACGAGAAGCCGACUUGCGGGAACAAUUGCGCAAUGCGGAGGAAGAGGCCAAUAACUUGCGUAAAACUGCAUCAAGGGUUGAGGACGACAAUGAGUCGUUACUUCUACAGCUGAAGAAAAUGGCUACCAAAGCCAGAAGCCGAAAACUGUCGCCAACACCUCCAAGUAAUCGACUAUCCAUUGAAGCUCCAAAUGAAAAAGAUGAAGGAAUAUCGGAUGAAGAGGAUCCAGCUGAAUUACGACUUUUACUCGAACUCAAUGAACAGGAAUCUGCAGUAUUGCGACGUAAGGUUGAAGAUUUAGAACAAGACAGGGACACUUUAAAGAAACAAGUUAAAGAACUAACAGACAAAAUCUCAAACAUCAGCAGCAAACAAAACACAGUGACAACUACAGGUUUUAGAAGAACUGCAGGCAAAACGAACAAUUUAGCCGAGGAAAAAGUUAAAGUUUUAGAAGAUGAAAUUGCAGAAUUGCGAAAGAAAUUAAUUGAAAAAGACAGGGACUGUGAAAGACUUCAUGCAGAACUAAGUUUAGCCCAGAAGAAACCAAAAGCAUCAUUGAUAAAGAGCAAGUCUCUUGAUGGAGGAAAUGAUUUACAAAACGUAGACUUGAAACGACAACUUCAAGUUAUAGAACAAGAAGCUAAUGUUCUACGAGCAAAGACACAAAGCUUAGAAGCAGAUAACGAAAAAUUGCAAUCGGAAAAUAAAAAGUUACAGCUAAUGAAGAACGCCAAAUCGAUAAAAUCAGAGAAAAACUUAGAACAAUCGUCCAUUAAGUUAACUCAACUGGAGACCGAAUUAAAGGAAGCUUUGGCGAAAAUAAAGGACUUAGAAAGCAAUAAAGAGAAAGAUGAAAAGACUGAAAAGAAAGUUAGAUUUGGUAGUGAUUUAAAUAAAAAAGAUGCUGAAACUUUAAAAGUAAAACAAGAAGAAUUAGAUAAAUUAAAGCUUAAUUACAGUAAGAUGGAGAAAGAAAAGGCCAAAAUACAACUAACACUUAAAGAACUAAAAGAAGAUGCGAUAAAAUCAUUUAAGCCCCGAACUCCUAAGAAAUUAACAGAUUUAACAACAAAAUUACAGAUGAAGAAAAUGGUAGAUGAUUUAGAAAAUGAAAUUGGUGAACUCUAUGUUAUAAUGAAGAAUGCUGGUUUAUCGUCCCAAGAAAUUAAUGCCAAAGCCCAAUUAGAAAAGGAUAUCGAGGAGAUAAGAUCAAAACUGUCACGCAACGAAUCUGAUUUUAAAAAUGAGAAAAACCGUUUGCAAACAGAUAUAGGAAAGCUUAAAGACAUCAAUUCAAAACUGGAAACGGAAAAAGUAUCCUUCGUUGAAAAAUGUAAAGGUCUCGAAGUUGAAAAUCAAAAAGCAUUAUCUGAAUGUAAGGCACUAAAAGAAGAAAAGAAAAAUUUAGAAUCACAAAUCUCUAAACUCAAUGCGGAUUUAAAAAAAACUUCAACUCACCAAACAGCAAUGUCUGAUUGCAUGAAAAAAAUUGAAGACUUGAAAAAAGAAAUGGACACAAAGGACAAAGAAAUUGAUAAAUUAAAAAAGCAGGUUGAUAGUAUUAAUAAAUUAGAGCAAGACAAAAAUAAAUUACUAAAAGAAGUAGGUGAUAAAACGAAAAAGAUCACUGAGCUAGAAAAAAAACUUAAAGAAACCGAAGAAAAAUGCAAACGGAACGAAAAACUGCUUUCGUCACAAAAAGAUCGCGUUUCGAAGUUACAGAAAGAGGAAGAUGCAUUACGAGAAACAUCAAAUCAAAAAUACGACGAGACAGUUUUAUCAACAGAAUUAUCACAGGUAAAAGAGAAAUAUGAAACAGCAGCUAAAGAAAUUCAAGAUAAAGAAGAGGAAUUGGUAACAGCUAAGCAAAAACUCAGUAGAGUAGAAAAAGAAGUUUCAACAUUACAAACUGAAACAACUCAAUUAAAAUCUGAAAUAGCAAAACAUGAAAACGAACGAAAAGAGUUAGAAAAUAAAUUGCAAACAGAAAAGAAAGAAUCUAAAUAUUGGGAAAACAAAACAUCUGAACUUGAGAGUGAUGUACAGGUUGAACGAAAGAAAAUUGAUAGGAUUAGAGCUACUCACGAUAAGGAUAUUAAGAAUAAGGAAGCAGAGUUGGCUACUCUCAAAGGCAAAUUAAAAAUAUUGGAACAGAGUUCUGGAGCAGGAGCAAAAAGGAUUAGCGAGCUAAAACAAGAACAUGAAGAGAGCAUUAAAAAAUUGGAGCAUUCCUUGGCCGUGGAAAAAGCUGAAUACGAGGAGUUAACUGUUAAAUAUGAACUACUCGAGGAGGAACACGUUGUCACUAAAGCACGACUAACUGUAGAAAAGGAACAAGCACAAGGUGAAAUGUUACACGUUCGUAAAGAAUUAAAUGCAACCCUGGCUGACUUGAAAUCUUUGCAAGAGAAAAUGGAAACGCAAGUUACGAACUUAAAUAAGGAAAAGGCUGAGCUACAGAAUGAGAUAUCUUCGCUACAAGAGCGCCUGUGCGGCGGCGGCUGGGAGGUGGAGCGCGCGCGGCUGCAGGCGCGCCUGGAGCAGCGCGAGCGCGAGCUGCGCGACGCGCACGGCCAGCGCGACGUGCUCGCACACCACCAGGACAUCACCAAGAAAGAGCUAGAAGAAGCUCGUAAGAAGUUAGAAGAUUACGAGAAAGUGAGCAAAGUGCACAGGAAUCUGUCCGCGGACAAUGUCGAGCUGGAGCGAGAGCUGGCCGCCAUGAACAGCCGGCUGGAGCAGGCGGAGCGCGCGCGCAAGGCCGAGCUCGCCGACACCAAGAUACGGUACGAGGGACAGAUGAACACCAUGAGAGAUGAACUCAAGUCGCUGCACAACCAGGUAGGUAGAUUCAGAAGAGAACGUGACAAUUACAAGCAAAUGCUGGAAGCCGCUCAAAAGACAAUGGAAGAGUUGAAGAGUGGAGAAAAACGAACACACAGGGCAUCCAUUUCAAGCACUGACGAGGAAGAGUACCGUAACAAGGUGGCGGUGCUGGAGCAGCAGAUGGCGUGCCUCGAGGACGAGCUGUGCGAGGCGCGCCUGCUCUCCUCCAAGCUGAACACGGAGCUGGUCAGCGAGCGCUCGCACGCGGAGGUCCGCCUCGCAGAGAUGCAGUCUCGCUUGAACGAGUACGAAGAGGAGCGGCUGCUGUCGUCGGGGCGCGCGCGCGUGGCGGGGCUGGCGACGCGCAUGGAGCUGGCGUGGCACAAGGAGCGCGACGAGCAGCAGCGCCUGCUGCAAGAGACCUCCACGCUCGCCAGGGACCUGCGGCAGACGCUAUUCGAGGUUGAGCGAGAAAGAGACAAGGAGAGGUUAGACAUGAAGAGAAGAAUAGAGCAAUUAAAACGAACGACUGAAGAAGAAAUUGAAGAGGCUAAGAAAAAGGUGACGGAGCUGCAGUGCGACCUGCUGGAGCUGCGCGACGCGCACGCCAAGCUGCGCACGGCCAGCGAGAAGCUGCGCCGCGACAAGGAGCGCCACGAGCGCGACCGCGACCAGCACAGGCUGCUCGUCGCCUCGCUCAAGCGCGCGCAGCAGGAGGACGACAGAGUUAUUACACAACUUCUGGAAACCAUCGACGAUCUCAUGAAACAGAGCCCCGACUUGUUCCGCGAACAGCCCGUCAAACCGGAGAAGAGUUUGAUGACACCCACACCUCCAAGACGAAACAGAUCUUCAAAGUCACGGUCGCGGUCCGGUACGCCGGAGAGCGCGGAGGCGGCAGGUGCAGCGAGCGCGGCUGCCACCGCCGCGCGACUGCGCCGCCUCACGGACGAACUGCGCGCCUCGCGCAUCGCCGAGCGCGCGCGCCGCCAUCAGGCCACCGGCGCCAGACGAGGCAUGACGGCUGAGCCGCGCGACGCGAUGUCUGUAUCGCCGGCGACGCGCACGCCGUCACGUGCGCCCUCGCUCAAGAAACGUUCUAUAUCGCUCGAACAGACCACAAAGGAGCAGAGCACGAUAUGGAUGUCAGUGGAGGAGGGCAGCGUGUCGUCGAUGCAGUCGCUGGAGGGCGAGGACUCGCGCCUCUACACGCUGCCGAGAGACUCCAGCCUCGACAGUCGUCUGUCGGGAGGGUCGGCACAGAGCGAUGUGCUGCCGUCAGAAAAGAAGAAGAAAAAGAGCAUAUUCGGCAAACUGAAGAAACUCACGAAAUCGCGGUCUGUUGACGACCACGUCGAAAACGCGGAGGUCGUAGACUUCAGACCUAUCGGCACUGUCUCACAGGGUUCUGACUCGGAUAUGAGCGCGGCGGGCAGCAAACGAGAUUUACGGGGACGUAUUUCCGACAUGUUUAGUAGAAAAGGACAAAUAUCACGAACGAGCAGCAAAGAGCAGAGUCCGGAGCGCGCGAGCUCGUCCGCGAGCACGGGCAGCGCGCGCCCCAUACUGCGCAACGCUAGCGCCAGCGCGCUCACACGACAAUCUCCGGCUAAGCCCAGUGAAACACGAACUCCCCGAGCAUCAAGUACAACUCCAGGCACUAAGAGGAAAGGGAAAUAAGUGACAAACUGCGUUUCACUUUAUUUAUUUUAUUAUGGACUUAUGAAAACUCAUGAUUUCUCCACAUAGCGUGUUAUAUCACAGUACAUAUCUGUAAAAUCCUUUCAUCUGGAAAACGUUCUAAACGAUAAGAAAUAUGACUAAGAGCGCUUUAAUUCCUAUGAGCAUAUAUGGAGGUGCGCACGCCACUCAAUUUUUAGUCGUGCAACUAAACAAUUAAAUUG
This is a messenger RNA of Papilio polytes (common Mormon), 6332 nucleotides long. RefSeq names its product myosin-7. Lineage: Eukaryota; Metazoa; Arthropoda; Insecta; Lepidoptera; Papilionidae. The annotation marks the transcript as partial. The record is from RefSeq and is a predicted model, not a curated record. The transcript has 40 exons.